AUGAAAACAUGUAUUCUGUUAUUAUCUAAUGUACCUGCUUACUUAUUUCUUAACUUUGGGGCUACAAAUUCUUUUAUCUCUAUAUCAUUCACCGCUAGCUCAAACUUUGCAUGUGUGAAAAUGAAUAAUGAAUUAGAGGCGGACUUCUACCUUUUGGAGAUGAAAGAUUUCGAUGUUAUUUUAGGCAUGGAUUUGUUGAGACUUAAUCAUUUGACUAUUCGAUCGGCUGUUGACGAUAUUAACGUCGUACGAGACUUUGCUAAUGUAUUUCCAGGCAUUCCACAAGAUAGGCAAGUGGAAUUUACAAUUGAUUUAGUUUUUGGAGUAGCAUCAGUAUCCAAGGCCCCGUACCGAAUGAUAUUGCAAAAACUUCAAGAAUUGAAAUUGCAAUUACUAGAGAAAGGUUUCAUUCGACCAAGUGCAUUUUCUUGGGGCAUUCUUGUAAUUUUUGUAAAGACGAAUGAUGGGAGAUGA
Messenger RNA from Olea europaea var. sylvestris, 474 nucleotides. RefSeq lists its product as uncharacterized. The record is from RefSeq and is a predicted model, not a curated record. The coding region runs from base 1 to 474 and encodes 157 amino acids. NCBI's taxonomy places the organism in Eukaryota, Viridiplantae, Streptophyta, Magnoliopsida, Lamiales, Oleaceae. The transcript is spliced from 3 exons.